AAUUUACCAUGGUCAACUGUAACCAUUUCUAGUUGUCUCAUUUCAUUUAAAUAUCUAAUAUGUACCAUAUUUAUCUUCACUCCCAUCAGUAAUUAUAAAUUUGAUAAGUGUCAAUCAACGACUAGAAGUCUGAUAAACACACAUAACAAUAAAUUACUGAGUACAUGUUUCUCAUUUAAUUUACUAUUCGCUGUCAAUCACUAAUCUAAUACAUCGUCCUUGUGGUUUUUUGAACGCAAUUUUUAUUCACUUCGAUGAGAUCGACUAGAUAUUCAAAGCAACAUAAACUUCUUGGAGAAUUUAUGAACAUUGCAGUUGAUGCACUCUUACGUUCGUCAUGCAUAAUGAUAUUACUACCAACAUUGUUUAAUUCAGAAGCUCAUGCAAAAAUCACCAUCGACGAUGAUACUGGUUACUUUGUUGAUUCACAAGGAUUUAUUAAAUUAUUUCAUGGAAUCAACUGUGUGCAUAAAGUCGCACCAUUUUACUUUCCAAAACUACUUGACCCUGAUUCAUUCAGAGUACUCAGAGAUUGGGGAAUUAAUGUUAUACGCUUAGAAUUCAAUUGGAUAGCAUUAAAACCACAGGAAAAUGAAACCAGUCGAGAGUACUUAGAUAUCAUUGAGAAGAUUAUCGACAAUGCUGGAUUAUAUGGAGUUUAUAUUAUCAUUGACUUGCAUCAAGAUGGAUUAUCGAAACGUCUAGGUGCAAUCGAUGCUGUGCCUAAUUGGUUUAUGGAUAAAAUAAAGCGACCACCAUAUUUAUUCCAAUAUCCUUGGCCACUAACGAAAGAUCCAAGUAAAAGCAACUGGUUUCUAACGUACGCCACAUAUGAGAGUGCACAUGUAUUUCAAAGUAUAUAUAAAAAUGUCUCAGGAACAUGGAAUUAUUUUGCAGAAUAUUGGAGGAUAACAACCAGUCGUUUCGGGAGGAAAGAUAACGUUCUAGGUUAUAAUUUGAUAAAUGAACCGCCACCUGGAAAUUUCUACAUAAAUCCAUUCCUUCUUUUGCCUAAUAAUGCAGGUCAAAAUCUCUUACCAUUUUAUGAUUAUUUGGUGAAUGUUAUUCGCCAAACAGACAAGAAUACAUUGAUAUUUUACGAGAGUGUAACUUAUGGAAUAUAUUUUCCAUUUGUCAAUGGAAUACCCGGUACUGGCAUCCAACGUGUUCCUGGUCUAUUACAGGAUGAGAUGGCCAGAAAGAAGAGUGUAUUAUCUUAUCAUUACUACUGUUGGCUAUUGGAAUCGACACCAUCUACACAGGAUAUGCCAUCAUGGAAACGAUAUUUGUGUGAUCAACUGCUCUUGAAUCAUGCAUUCAAUAAUGUGAAAAGUAUAGUUAAAUUCACUGGUGGCGGACGCUUUUUAACAGAAUUCGGUCUGUGUCUUCCUGAUGGUAAUCCACAUUCAAUAAAUACAGUUGAAUGUAACGCAGUGAUGAAUGCAGCUGACCGUAACUUCGAAUCCUGGACCUAUUGGGACGGAAAUGAAUUAUUUCCUAACUUAAUUGUGAACAACAUUUCCUUGAAAUCAUUCAGUCGUACAUAUCCACAAUCAACUGCCGGUCGACCUGUCCAGCUGAGAUUCGAUGUUGAUUCAGGUGUGUUUUACUAUGCUUUUGUACCAACACAGAAGUAUUGUACAAAUGUGGAUGCAGCAUUGUUAGUUGCAGAGAUUUUUGUUCCAAUGUCGAUUCAUUAUCCAAAUGGAGUGAGAACUCGUUUUAUACCAGAACAAUUGUAUUAUAAAAUGUAUGAAAAUAAUACUAAUUUAAUGUUUGUCUAUGCAACAUGUACGUUGAUCAACACAAAUAUUGAACUUAUGCAAAUAACCAUCAUACCAAACACAAUUCAAGAUAAGCAUUCACACAACAAUAAUUAAACUCAUUUACUAACUUAUUACAAAUCUUUAUCAAUAUUGUUCAUUGUGAACUGUUUGAUUAUAUUUUCACAUCUUUCUUUAUAUUUUGAGUAAACCAAAGAAAUAUUACUUGAUAAAAUAUGAAUCAUUAAUGCAAUAAAACUAGACUACAAUAAACUGCAUGCACUGCAUCAAAGCAAUAACUCAUUAAUCGUUUUUUUCAUUGAAUUAUCACUAUUUACAUUUAUAACUGAAUAUAUAUAAGCAACUGUGAUUAUGCUGACGUUCAAUGUUCUCAAAUUUCCACUAAUUAUCAUUACAUUCACGUUCAAGUGAUUAUGACAUACAGUUGAACAUAUUGAAAAGAUUUCAAAUACUAUCAAAUUAAGAUGUUUCGCUUAUCAAAACCAGUUUUCUUUUCCAAUACCCUAAUCCUAUUCCAUACACUCGACAUCUUUCAGAUUUUCCUAUUCAUCAAAUUCUCAAUAAGUUAUGUGAACUUCUGUAGAUGUAAUCACAAAAUAGUCACGUAUUUUCUAUAAAAAAUGUAAAAGUUUAUAUUUACCGUUGUUCAAAAAAAUGCAUUUUGAUAUGUGUUACUGUGGUAUUUGAAUGAAUUAAUGAUUCCUUUGUACUUGUUGAAUGCCUGAUUUCGAAUUCUAAAUACAGUACAUUCGUUAGUG
Molecule: messenger RNA, 2542 nt
Organism: Schistosoma spindalis
Lineage: Eukaryota; Metazoa; Platyhelminthes; Trematoda; Strigeidida; Schistosomatidae
Source: the annotation of a GenBank genome assembly